This is a messenger RNA of Dendronephthya gigantea, 6749 nucleotides long. RefSeq names its product clustered mitochondria protein homolog. Gene Ontology annotation, cellular component: cytoplasm. The record is from RefSeq and is a predicted model, not a curated record. Gene Ontology annotation, biological process: intracellular distribution of mitochondria. The coding region runs from base 119 to 3970 and encodes 1283 amino acids. The transcript has 50 exons. Gene Ontology annotation, molecular function: protein binding; mRNA binding. NCBI's taxonomy places the organism in Eukaryota, Metazoa, Cnidaria, Anthozoa, Malacalcyonacea, Nephtheidae.
CCACGUGAACUUUAAAUCUAAAAGUUUUUCAGAUCGAAGAGAAACACUCGACAAAUUAAGCAUUUUUCAAGACGAUAUAGCCUAACAUUGUCGACUUAUCCAGAUUCUGAAAGGUAGCAUGCCUGCAGUUGUGUCAGACUUAGAUACAGUUCCAACCAAGGUUGAGAGUGAAAAGCCACAAGACAAACCUGUUGCAAAAUGCCCUUUUGACCACAGCAAGCCUGCAGAAGAUGUCACCAAAGAGAUUGGGGUAGAGGCCAAUGGAAAUGAAAAAAAUGGUGAGGAUGUGAAAGCAGAAAAGAAGGAAGAUGGGAAGUCUUCGGAGCAAGAAAUCCCUCCUCUGUAUUUCAUGAAUCUAAAACUCACCGUUCCUGGUUGUAAUGAAACAAUAACCAUUCAGAUAUCUUCGCACGAGACCGUUCAAGAUAUACGACAGGUCGUGUUGGAUCGUCAAGAAAGUUGCUUCAGAACGUGUGUUUCGCUUUAUUUCGACGGCAAACGACUUGAUGACUUCGCCGAGCUCCACACGAUAGAAGGGCUGAAGGAUGAAUCCGUCAUCAAAGUUGUUGAAGAGCAAUAUUCGGUUCGAGAAGCCCGUAUUCACGUGCGAAGAUUGCGAGAUUUGCUGAGCACGUCUUUUGAGAGUAACGCUCUCAGCGCCGCCGAUAAUCUCUCACUUUCGUUUUCUGUGGCGGUCUCUGGAGUCGAGGUUGAGGAGGAAUUGGUAAAGGUGAAAAGAGAUACCACUAACACCGUACCAACAGAAGAAUGUACUCCCCCAGAUUAUGUCUUCCCAUCAGAAGAACAACCUCUCACCUUGGAAGCUUUGUUUCCUAAAUCUGUCGCCCCCAAGGUUCCUGCGUGUGUGAAAGAGUUAUCAUUGAGCAGCUGGAAUCCCACGCCUGGCUACCGAAGAUUAGCUGGUGAUUUGCUAUAUAUUGAUGUGAUAACUCUCGAAGAUGAUCACGUGAACGUGACGUCGUGUCCAGCAGGCUUCUACAUAAACAGAAGUCAAAAUGGUGUGUUUAACCCUCAACCACGAGCGGAGAGUUGUCGGUCGCAUACCUUGGUCGGACUCCUCUCCCAGCUAAGUCCACUUUUCAAGAAGAACUUUGCAUUGUUGCAAAAAACUAGUAUGAGACGACAUCCUCUCGAAGUAAUUCCAACGCCAUAUCAAGUGUUUUCUUGGGCUAUUCCAAAACUUGACCACACACAAGACAGAAUGAGAGCCGAAGAUUCAUCAUACGUGAGAAUUGGCCACGAAGAACAUAUGCCAGGACAGUUGAGGGAUUGGAACGAAGAGCUGCAAUCCGCGCGAGAAUUACCACGAGAGACGUUGCAGCAACGGCUUCUUAGAGACAGAGCAAUAUUCAAGAUCACAAGCGAUUUUGUAAUGGCCGCCACACGGGGUGCAAUGUCCGUUGUUGACGGGAACGUUCUUUCAAUAAAUCCGGGCGAUGAUGAAAAAUCUCGGAUGUAUAUUUGGAACAACAUUUUCUUCAGUCUGGCAUUUGAUAGCAGAGACCAUUUUAAGAAUGUUGGUGGUGACGAGGCUGCCUAUGCCGCCGCCGGUGCCGAUUUAAAAGGUGUUUCGUCGUAUAACAGAGUUGAUAUCGAGGGUCUUUAUACGUUAGGAACGGUUGUGAUAGACUAUCGUGGUUAUCGUGUGAUUGCUCAAUCCAUAAUCCCAGGUAUUUUACAACGGGAUCAGGAGAACUCCGUGAUCUACGGUUCCAUAGACGCCGGGAAGACUGUCACCUCGAAUCCAGAAUUUCUAAAAUUGCUUGGAAAGGCAGCUAGAGUCCUAAGACUGCGAUCACAGCAGGUUCUAAACGAAAAUGACGAAGAAACGGAAUUACUUUCUUCCGUCGAAUGCAAGGGUAUACUUGGUGCAGAUGGUCGCCAUUAUAUCCUGGAUCUUUUCCGAACUUUCCCAACAGAUGUCAAUUUCCUUGAAGGAGUUGGAUCCUCAUUGACAACUAACGCGGAAGAAAUAUUCUCAUUUCCUUCAACGUAUAAGACAAAAUUGGUGUCCUUGAGACCAGAAUUAAUCGAGUCCUUUAUCGCGUCGCGUUACGUGAAUUUCCUCAGACUCGUGGCUAAGAAUGUGUCAAUAAAGUCCAAAGUCGAGGAAAACAAAAAUGUAAUUAAGAAAGAAGAGACAACUGAAAAUGGUGAUGCAAAUAUUGCGACUUCAUCUGAAGAAGAAUCGAUGGCUGUUGAACAGAAUGAUAAAGAGGAAGAUAUGAAGGGACAGCAGAACGGUGAAGAGAGAGUUUCGAGUGAUGUCGUAAAAGACGCAGCAAUGGCGGUGGGAUCUCUUAGCGAGACAGAAUUUGAUGUCAGAUUUAAUCCUGAUGCGUAUAACGAAGAAGUUAGACAUGCAGAAUGUGAGGGUACUCGUCUGCCAAAAGAUAAACAGUUAAUUCAGGAUACUGCAGCGUUCCUGUCUCACCCCGUCAUAGCCACAUUGAUUAAGGAUUUUUUCAGUCUGGCUCAAUCUCCUAUGGACGGGGAAACGUUUACAGAAAUCUUGCAUACGAGAGGCAUCAAUAUUCGAUACCUUGGUAAAAUCGCCACUUGUCUCGCAGGGAGAAACGACUUGGAACAUGUAUAUAAAAUAUGUAUUUCUGAAAUGAUCUUGAGAGCCGCGAAGAAGCUAUUUAAAGAUCACAUGCGGCAAGCAUUACAACAGAAUCUUGCUACGGCUGUCAGUCAUUUUCUGAACUGUCUAUUGAGCUCGUAUCCUAAUCCAGUUCCAACAAUACCGAAUGACGAGACGAACCAUAAAAAGAAAAAGAAUAAGAAAAACAGAAAUAAACAAAACUCCAAUAACGAAGUUAUUUGGGCCAAACUAACUCCAAGUCUUCUGUGGUCCUGGAUUGUCACCGACAUACAAAAACAUUUCGGGUUUGAGCUUAAAGAAGGAAGUAUAGACGAAGUCAUAAGCACCUAUGGAUUACAACCUCUUUCAAUGCUUCGGUCGUUUUGUUUAAAAACAGGUGUCCAAGUAUUGCUUUCCGCUUACGAUUUCGUUUCGAAGAGAAAUCCCACGUUCAGCGAAGAACACGUUAUGAAUAUCUUCCCCAUCGUAAAACAUACAAAUCCUAAGGCGGUGGACGCGGCUGCAUUAUUUGAGGCGGCUCAGAAUAAACUCCAGUCAGGUUUUCUCAGCGAGUCUCACGGCAUCAUGGUGGAGGCUUUGAAUCUCUAUCAUCAAGUGUACGGACCGCUGCACGGGGAUAUCGCGGUCUGUUACAGACAAAUAGCUCGACUCUAUUAUAUGGCCGAUGACGCGAUUCAGGCUGUCCUACAUCAACGGAAAGCCGUGGUUGUCUGUGAAAGAAUUUAUGGCAUCGAUCAUCCUGAUACGAUAAUGGCUUACCUUCACUUGGCAUUGUACUCUCACAACGCUGGUCUCGUGUCUACGGCUUUGAAACUUAUGUACAGAGCCCGAUAUCUCGCACUGGUCGUCUUUGGCGAGGGACAUCCAGACAUGGCAACAUUUGAUAGCAAUAUUGGUUUGGUUCUUCAAGGACAACGAGAAUUCGACCUUUCAAUAAAAUUCCUGGAAAAUGCCGCACUGAUUCAGCAAAAAUAUCAUGGCCCAGAAAGUAUUCACACGGCUAUGAGUUUCCAUCUCCUAGCAAGAGCUAAAGCCUCGGCAGGCGACUAUCGUUCCGCAUUGCAAAGCGAGAAAUCCGCCUUUAAUGUCUAUCAGAAGAAGUUUGGAAAUUUGGAUAUUCGAUGUCAAGAAAGUUCUGAAUUCUUGAAGCAACUUACAAAACAAGCCGUUCAGAUGCAGAGAAAGAUAAAUGAAUUAUCAGGUAUUGGUGGACGAGGAACAACGGCUGCAGAGGUAACAGUGCCGCAAGGUGAUAGAGAAGAGAUAUCUCGGUUGAUGGGAUUUAUUUCAGGUCUUCAAGACUCACCUUCAAGAAUAAAGGAGCAAGAUGAACAGCAAACCUAAUCCCUACGUUUCCCCCUUACCACCCUAUCUACCCUGCUUUCACCUUCUUGCCCUGUCCAAUAAGUUUGGCAUUCCUUCGGCAACAGCGUAAAACCGCUUUGCUUUUUUGUAUUUGAGCCAAGGCAUGAAUAACCAUCUCACGUUCGCAUCUUUUGCUCUCGGCUGAACUUUUAUACAAACAACUAUAGCUUGUACUAUUCGACAAAUUUACCGCGUAAAACACUUCAAGAUUCAUUCAUUGAGAACUUGUGUGUUGCGACAAUACAUUAUCUCUUGUUAUUGGGAGAAAGACGACUGCAAAUUGUGUGAACUUUGAUUUAAAUAAGCAUUCUGCAUGUAGAAUUGCAAAAAAAUAGCCGGUUUUCUACAAGGUGUAUACAAAAUUUGCUUGGUCAUUUUGUACAAGAAAUUUUUCGGCAAUUUGUCAACAUACAUGGAGUAUAUUAUUCAACGUACAUAAAGCGUUAUGUACUCUAUGGUGUAUCAUGAAAAACAAUCUGGAAUCGCUUCAUUAAUCUACCAUACUUUAUUUUUGAAACACAGAGGCGUUUGAAUAGAUUCGAAUUGUAUUAUAAGGAACCAAAUUACUACACAGCACAAAGCAGAAUUAAUGAAUUUAUGCGAUUACUCGACGUAAGUUAGGUUAACGACGUUUUCAAUUUGACCAGCAUCCUUGAACCUGUUUUCCCUUUUGUUCUCUCGCUUUUCUGGCAGCGCUAAUGACCGUAUUCAGUCGAUCUGUUUAACAUAACCGUCAAGCCUUGCGAUUUUUCUGCAGUCGCCUUUUGGCCAACGUGAACGCUUCGCAAAGAAUUACGAUUAAUACAAUCAAGUCAAAUUCCUAUUAGGUCUAAAUCAUUUCAAUAGACUAACAAGUCUUGCCUACAUUCCUUUAUUCGAAGAUGUUCAAUGUAUUUGAUGUCUUUGAGAUGCUGUAUUUCUUCAAUCUUAUCAACGAAGUGUGUUGUAUGUAGUCACGCUCGACACCAGCGCUUGUUGUUUAUAACCUUUGAUGUCUUUGGGGUGUUUUACGUAAAUCGACUCGCCUUUAAGGGAACUCCCAAGCAAAAGACAAGUUCCUUGUUCAUAAGGUAAUUCAGAAUUACUGUUUAAUACAUUAUGUGGCUCAAAUACAAAAGUAUUAAGCGAUUUAGAAUUAUGCUAUUGCCGUUAAUGGCUACUGAUUGCAUGCAUGUGUUAGUGGCGUUAGUUUUAUCUGUUAGAAUGGACUAUUAGAAUUUCGAGUUAUUUAUUAUUUAUGUGAUUGAAGGCUGUAUCCUUUACAAGUUCACGUACACUCGUCCUUGUUUAAUCGGUAAACAAAGUCGCUUAAUCGCCAUCCUGUUUUGAAGAUGGCAUCUCCACUUGACUAAAUCUUGGCAUCUCCACUUGUCUUGUUUUAAGCGUCGUACAGGCGAGCUUGCUUUCUUUGACAAGUCAGUUACCUUUGACAGUUUCGUUUGUUCGCGAAAAAAGUGACAAAUCUUCGUAGACCAUGCAAGAGCCUUGUGGAAAAGCCUGGUCAUGCCGGCUUUUCAACAAGGAGAGGCUAGUGCACACGAGCAUCGGUUGUGUGAAAUAGAUGAAUGCGUUUGUGGAUUGGAAAAUACAAGCUUCGUGCAUGAAUGUUGGUGAAAUCUUUGCGAACAGUCAAUGAAAUAAGUUCGUCGAAAAAUGGCGGUGAAAAUCUUGUUAGCUGUUCAAAGCGAGCAAGGGAACUUGUCGAGAAAAUGUUUCAUGGAAAAUUUGCUUGUUUGUACGAGACUUUCGGUGUUUCAUAUUUACCACGGAGCUUGAACUCCAUGCAUCAUUGGUCAACUGGAAUGUGUUUUUUUGUCUCUCUGAAAUAAGUACGAGCGAGUGAACUUCGAGGAUUUCAGAAUUCAAUGCGUGUUAAUGGUAGACUUAUGUAAAGGUACUGGUGUAAAUACCAGUUUCAGAUCCUGGCGUAGGGGUUUUCGACUAGUAUUUUUUAUCAAUUUAUAUAUCAGUCAAACGUACAAUAUGAGCCCUCGACCCGCGGUCGUGUGAUAUAGAGACCCCUGGGUAACCUUUUAGGAAUACAAAAAAUAUUUCAUUCGCACUAUAUCAUAGACAUCUUUCAUGACGUCAACGUUGAAAGUCUAAUCUUACACGAAGUUUGAUUGGUUUGUUAGUUUUGGGGAGCCAAUCAAACUUCGUGCAAGAUCAGACUUCCCGCGCUUGACGUCAUCAAAGAUGUCUAUUAUGUAGUGCGAACGAAAUAUUUUUGAGGAGCGUCAUGAGAAAGGUACAUUGUUUGUUCCUACAGGCUGAGUUUAGCAAGCAGGUUUUGCUGAAUGUGAAUGGUUUUAUAUUUAUCUAAAGCAUUUAGCAGGUUUUAUACGUUGGUUUUUGGCUGAUUUGAUAAACAUUUCUGGAUAAUUUGAAGUAAUUCUAAGAGUGCUGUUUAAAACUUAAAUGCAUCAAACUUAGGCAAAUGGUGGGAUGCAUAUUUAUGAAUUAAUGCAUUAUUUUUCAAUUAAUUUUACCAAACACUGAUAUUAUAUGUAGUAUUUCACAACCAACCUCUGUGCAGCUCGCCCCCCCCCCGGAUAUUGAUCGUACAUAACAUGUCUAAAGGGGGGAGAGCUUAGCUUACAAGGUUGGCGUUUUUCUACCUGGCGUUUAACAGGGUAUAUUUAAAAAUUGAUUCGUUAGUUUCUUUAUUAUUGACUAGGGUAUUUUUGUACAAAGUUGCAUUUGGUAUACUUCUUUGUUUAAAAGUUUCACAAAUGAAAUGAAUAAACGCCUUUGUUUA